AUGGCGGAUUCGCUGUCGACAGGUCCGGUAGAGGAGAAGGAAAAAGAGAAGGAGGACAGGGAGAGAGCCACUAAGGCCGUUAACGCGGACCAGAAUAAAAAGAAAGACGGACUUACUGACACGCGGGGGUUUCAUGAUAAAAAUGGCGGCGCUAGAGGCCAAAAAGGCAACCUGUCAGAUCUGUCUCUGGUCAGAUUCAUAACCACUGAGCUAACCAGAGGCUACUUUCUGGAACACAAUGAGGCCAAAUACACGGAGCGCAGAGAGAGGGUCUACACCUGCCUCCGCAUCCCCAAGGAGCUGGAGAAGCUGAUGACUUUCGGCUUCUUCCUCUGUCUGGAUACUUUUCUGUACGUGUUCACCCUGCUGCCGCUCCGAGUGAUUCUGGCCCUUUUACGACUCCUGACUGUGCCAUGCUGCGGCCUCGGCGGCUCCCGUUUGCUGCAGCCUGCCCAGGUGUGCGACGUCCUGAAGGGCUUCAUCAUGGUGCUGUGCUACUCCAUGAUGAGCUACGUGGAUUACUCCAUGAUGUACCAUCUGAUCCGGGGACAGUCCGUCAUCAAACUCUACAUCAUCUACAACAUGUUGGAGGUUGCCGAUCGCCUCUUCUCGUCGUUUGGCCAAGACAUCCUGGAUGCUCUGUACUGGACCGCCACCGAGCCCAAGGAGAAGAAGAGAGCACACAUAGGAGUGAUUCCUCACUUCCUCAUGGCUGUGCUCUACGUCUUCCUUCAUGCCAUUCUCAUCAUGGUUCAGGCCACUACACUGAAUGUAGCCUUCAACUCCCAUAACAAGUCUCUGCUCACCAUAAUGAUGUCAAACAAUUUUGUGGAAAUCAAAGGAAGCGUGUUUAAGAAGUUUGAAAAGAACAACCUGUUCCAGAUGUCCAACAGCGACAUAAAGGAGAGGUUCACCAACUACAUCCUUCUGCUCAUUGUCUGUCUGAGAAACAUGGAGCAGUUUUCAUGGAAUCCUGACCACUUCUGGGUCCUGUUCCCAGACGUAGUCAUGGUGAUCACAUCAGAAGUGGCAGUGGACGUUGUCAAGCACGCCUUCAUCACCAAAUUUAAUGACAUCAGUGCUGACGUGUACGGAGAAUACAGAGCCAGCCUCGCCUUCGACCUCGUCAGCAGCCGACAGAAAAAUGCUUACACCGACUACAGCGACUCCGUAUCCAGAAGAAUGGGCUUCAUUCCACUUCCUUUAGCUCUGCUGCUGAUCAGAGUGGUGACGAGCUCAGUGAAGAUCCAGGGCUCGCUCUCCUUCAUGUGUGUGCUGCUGUUCUACUUGGGGAUGAUCACGCUGAAGGUGCUCAACAGCAUCGUUCUCCUUGGAACAUCCUGCAUGUUUGUCAAAGAGGCCAAGAUGGAGGAAAAGCUGUUUGACCCGCCCCCGUCUGUCGCCUCCAGCCGUGCUAACUCCAGAGCCAACCGCAGCAAAAGCACUCACUCCGCAGCGCCGCAAGAGCCCACGUCAGACAGCGCAGGAGUAUCACUGACACCGGGCGUUUCUCCACCCACAGAGAAACCAGAGGGCACCUCCUCCGCCAUCCCAAAGAGCGACUCGGACACGUUCCUGACGACGCCAGACGAGGACGACGAGGACAAAAUUCUAAACAAUGACAUGAGACUGGAAGGAGACGGACUCAAACACAGAACGCCCAAGAAAGACUUGCUGGAGAUAGACCGAUUCACCAUCUGCGGAAACCGGAUAGACUGACCGUCGAAGGGAACCCCACUCCCUGUCCAGGGAUCUGACGAGGGUCACGGAGCGCGCUCAGACCCGACUUGCACUUAUGCACCUGACUCUCUCAGUAUUUAUUUAUUUAUUACUGGCAAAAACCAGCCAAGGCAUCAAGCUGUUACAUCAGACGUUUCCAGAUGGGUGCUGCAAGAACACCAGGAAACAACCAAACAGAGAAUAAAACCACUGAAAGGAAACCCAGUCUGGAUUGUUGGAGCAUUGCAGCUGGACUGUGAGGUUGUGUGUGUUUCAAAAGCACAAUUAUUCCCUGAACAAAAAGUGUUUUUUUUUUUUUUUUAAUAGAACAAAAGUUGUCAGAUGUCGACUUUUUAUUUAAAAGAAAAUCUGACAAGUUUAACUCUUUAAAGUAUGUUUUUUUUAUUGAAAAUGUUGGAUGUUUUUUCUAAAUUUGAAGCCUUCAGCUGCGCAUGAAGGCAUUCUGCAGACACUGGCGCCAACACGUUCAGAAGGAGAGACGCAAACAAGCAUCCGAAAUCAUCGGCUUCAUUUUUCUGGGGAGUUUUAGUGUGAAAUCGUCUGUGUGGGUCUUCUCUUUCUUUUUAUAUCACUGGGAUGACUGUGUGAAGGCGUGUGAAGAUGCAGGUGAUUUUUUAAUUUUUUAUUUUAAGGGGAGAUUUCAGUUUCCAAAGUCGUGUAACUAUGGUAGCAACAUCGUCCUUGAGCAUGUUGGAGACGUUGAUCUUAUCCUUAAAUUCGCAACUGAAAUUCCUGCUAAAAGAAAUUAAUAGCUUUGGUUUGGGAGCGUUUCAGCUGUUCAAACCAGCGUGGAGUUCACUGUCUGCUGUCGCUCGCCGGCUCUGAUUUGUGAAGACUUGUCCUGUAAAUCAGCUGUUUGUGAACCAGUUGACCCAAAUUGCUGUGAAAUCUGCUGUUAAUCAGUUGAUUACGUGAAGUCGCCGCAGGUUUCCUCUCAUUUACCGCCAUCAGUUCCUAUGUUCAGCAAACAGACAAACACGCAGCUGAAAUCUGACCAUUUUAAUACCAGUGACAUUAAAACAGGUCUUCCUUAUUAGUUUUCUUUAACUUACACUGCAUUGAUAAACCAUGUAAAGCCUUUAACCUUUUUAAAUUUUUCAGACUUGGAUUUUCGGGGGGAUUUUUUGCGGUAGACAAACAUAAUUGUGAAGUAACAGGGAAAAAAUAAGGUUUUUAAAGGGACAGUGUUGUUUAAAAUCAAAUUUUUUGCCUUCCUGAAGGCUGAGUUUCAGGAAGAGCAGGCGUUUCUUAAAGAGACAGAGGCCCAAUUUCAAGGCAUUAAAUUACAAAGACAAAUUUAUUUCAAGUCAUAUUUGAAUACAAACAGAUUUUUUAUAACAACUGAACAACUGAACCGAGUUACUCAGUUGUGCCACUUUUUGCCUGUAAAAUACAUAGUACUGUCCCUUUAACAUUUUUUGCUCUAAACAAAAUGGAAAAGUGUGACUUGCGUUUGUCUUCAGCCCCACUGAGUUAAAACCUUUCUGGAACCUUCUUCUACAGUUCUGGCUGCACCUCUUUUCUCCAUCAGAUUUUCUCAUCUGCACACCGGAAGUUUUGGCCGCUAAUGUUUGCAAAUUAGUUUAAAUGUAUUCAGACUGGAUGGAGAAACUCCAAACAAUCCAAUUUGUAGUCCUGCCACAGAUUCACAAUUGACAUUAGUGUUUUUUGCACCAUAUUUUUAUCUGUACCUCACUGUGAUGCUGCCUUCAAACUUCAAAAAUACAUAUAAGUUCUGCAAUAAUUUCAAAAUUAGUUGCUCUUUUCCUUCCGCUUUACAAUUAUGCUGUUGGUCUGAUACAUUAAAUCCCAAAUAAAACACACGUAAGUAUGUGGCUGCAGUGUGACUAAAGGUGGUUUUGAAGUAUUAAUUAAUUUUGGAUGACAGUGCAUUUAUAUAUUUCAAAGAAUUAUUUUUUUUAACAGCUAACUAACUGAGAAGUGAGGGUGAUGAGAGGUAGAAAUAAUCUGAGUUAAUCCAAGUCAACACAGACCAGCCGAAAUCUGAGGAGAAACAUUCCAAACAUUAAAACAAGUGUGACAGGUCAUCUGUGAUUAGUGGACAAAAGGGUGACAGACAAGUUAUUAAUUUCAAUACAUUUGAUAGGAUAUUAAAUUUUUUUGCCAUAAUUUAUUUUUGACCCCUAAAACAUCUUUUUUUCUGCCAAAAUAACUUUUGGCAAAAAAGAGUAAAAAAUAAGACACAUUAUUUCAGAAAGAUGACGAUCUAGGAUAUUCACUGAACUCUGAUCCAGAACUGCACAGCAUUCUGGGAGAUGUAGGGAGAGGAAAAGCGUUAGCUGCUCAACCUGACACAGUGAGCUAAGCUCCACCAGCUAAGCAAGGCUGGUGGUGUCAACUAACUCACUCGCUCUUUGGUUACCUAGCAACAACCUGCUGAUUAACUUGCACAGCAGCAGUUUCAGAUUUCUCCAUCGUACUUAAAAAUAAAAAAACCAACAGCGUGGAGGAAAUACUAGAUACGUCAGGAAAAGGUCACACCAGCAGCUUGGCAGUUUCUCAGACAUAUUAAACAAAAAAAAAAAUGUCCAUCAAUAAUUAUCGAUAUCGACAAUUGUUGAUAUUGGCUGAUAUAAAACAUGUAUGUUGUGAAAGGGUUUUUAGGCAUGUUGUGCAGCCCUAGCUUACAGGCCUUGUUUCUCCGUGUGUGAAUCUGACAUGCUGAGGUUUAAGUCUUAUAUCUUUUAUGAUGGAAGGAAAAUAAACUGAGUUUGUUUUGCAGCCGUUUCCGCUGUGAUGUGAGUGAAAGCAGUGAAAGGACUCACUGCAGUGAAAGGACUCACUGCGCUCUCUGUUAACAGUGGAAACACAGCGGCCCACUGUCUGCCUGCACAGACUCUGAAGGCUCUCUGUCAUCACAUACUUACACUCACAUUGGCUUUUUCUUUUCUUCCCUUCUUCUUCUUCCUUUCAGUUUCACGAGACGUCAAAGACUUGGAUUAUCACUAGCGAGUUGACCGUCAUAUUUCACAGUGACGUCUAACCGGUGAAGCUACAGGUCCAGUUUUUUUGUGGGAAGAAAUAAGCGUCAAGUUUCCCCAUAAUUAUCAGUCUGUAAAUAAGCCCAGGCAGGUAAAAUGUCUGGGUUUCCCCUUGCUGUUUCUCACAAGCUUGUGUUUCUUACGCAGACAGCAGCUCUGUAAGGAAAGGUAAAAGUUCUCGUUGCAGUAUUUUUAUUUUUUUUUCCAAAGUUAUCCAAACCCUGUUUUGCAGAGACGUGGUGGUUCAGAUACAUGUAUCAUAUUGUGCAGAUGUUUUGAGCCUCCCCUUGUUUUUAUAUUUGGCCUCAAGCAGACUAACUGUUUUUUGUAACAAUCUGCUCUGAUGGUGAGGAGCACAAUACUGUGAGUGCUCUGCCAUACUUAAUAAAAAACAGAAUUUGUGCAAGUCUUUA
This is a messenger RNA of Xiphophorus couchianus (Monterrey platyfish), 5155 nucleotides long. It is a transcript of the gene tapt1b, whose product is annotated as transmembrane anterior posterior transformation 1b. NCBI's taxonomy places the organism in Eukaryota, Metazoa, Chordata, Actinopteri, Cyprinodontiformes, Poeciliidae. Gene Ontology annotation, biological process: positive regulation of cilium assembly. Gene Ontology annotation, cellular component: endoplasmic reticulum membrane; ciliary basal body. The transcript is spliced from 14 exons. The record is from RefSeq and is a predicted model, not a curated record. Bases 1 to 1719 code for a protein of 572 amino acids.